AUGUGGGAGUCUGGAGUUGAAUCAAGGAAAUUUAGACCAUGUGCAAAGUGGGAGAAUGUUAUUCGGCAGUGUAAACUAGAGACAUUUCGGCAACUCUUGGUAAGAACUGAUCAAGCCUCCCAUUGGGGCUCGGAUACCGAGUUGUUGGCACUCUUUUUGGAUAUCGUCGUGGUCAUGUCCAUUUUGCAUUUAAGGGAUCUUAAUUCAUCUCCGGCUUUCCUUAUUGAAAUUGCUACGCCAAUAAGUGGAUUGGUUAGAGAGAUGGCAUCUGGGUUAGUCAGAAUUGCAGUGGAAUGUGACAAAGAGAAAGGAAAGGAGAAGAAAGCUGAGAGACUGUUGGAAGAGCCAAUGUGGAGGACUUAUUGCAAUGGCAAGAAAUGUGGUCUCGCUACAAGGAAGGAAUGUGGGCCUAAACAGUGGAAGGUAUUGAAAGCUGUAGAGCCAAUCUCAAUGGGUGCAGGUGUUUUGCCAAGGUUGUUCAGCUGA
This is a messenger RNA of Dovyalis caffra, 486 nucleotides long. The record is from the annotation of a GenBank genome assembly. NCBI's taxonomy places the organism in Eukaryota, Viridiplantae, Streptophyta, Magnoliopsida, Malpighiales, Salicaceae.